This is a messenger RNA of Pecten maximus, 1490 nucleotides long. Its product is annotated as kynureninase-like. Gene Ontology annotation, biological process: NAD+ biosynthetic process. Gene Ontology annotation, molecular function: kynureninase activity; pyridoxal phosphate binding. The coding region runs from base 5 to 1054 and encodes 349 amino acids. The transcript is spliced from 9 exons. The record is from RefSeq and is a predicted model, not a curated record. Lineage: Eukaryota; Metazoa; Mollusca; Bivalvia; Pectinida; Pectinidae. Gene Ontology annotation, cellular component: cytoplasm.
GAAGAUGUUUGAUUUCUCUGCAAUUACAGGAGGUAUCCCAGGAGAAGUAGCCAUAAUGAAUGGAUUGUCAGUGAACCUUCAUCUACUGCAUGUGUCCUUUUAUCGACCGACUACCAAACGUCAUAAGAUUCUGUGCGAGAGAAAAGCAUUUCCAUCCGACCAUUACGCAUACCAGAGUCAAAUAUCCCUCCAUGGUUAUGAUCCAAACACAAGUCUGAUAUUUGUGGAGCCUCGUAAGGGCGAGGAAACAUUAAGAAUGGAUGACAUCCUCUCAGUGAUAGAGCGGGAGGGCGAGUCUGUAGCGGUGAUUUGUCUUGGUGGCGCGCAAUUCUUCACCGGUCAGGUCCUUGAUAUACGAAAAAUAGCACAAGCUGGACAUGAUAAGGGAUGUUUUGUUGGUUUCGAUAUCGCUCAUGCUGUUGGUAAUAUACCUCUGUAUUUGCAUGACUGGGACGUUGACUUCACUUGCUGGUGUACUUACAAGUACAUAAACGCGGGUCCAGGGUGCUUGGGCUGUAUCUUCUUACACAAGAUGCACGAAGAAAACGGCUUCCCAAAAUUGCUAGGCUGGUGGGGACAAAAGAUGGAGAGCAGAUUCGAAAUGGACAAUACAAUGAAUCUAACUCCUGGAGCUCGUGGCUAUAGAAUCACCAACCCGCCACCACUAUUGUGCGCAUCCCUAAAGGCCAGUCUCAAAAUAUUUAAGAAGACUAACAUGGAAGAAAUCCGCUCCAAAUCGAAACUCAUGACAGCAUAUCUGGAGACCCUCAUCCUGCAGAGAAAGGAGCGCAGCACCAGUAGCAACUGUGUACCCGUCAUCGAUAUCCUCACACCGUCCGACCCAGAACAGAGAGGAAACCAGAUGUCACUAAAAUUUCCAAAUAACGACAUUGCUGCUAUUUUUGAAGAACUUGGAAAGAGGGGCGUGGUGUGUACCAUCAGAAAGAAUUCCGUUAUACGUAUCGCCAUGUCUCCCCUAUACAAUUCCUUUGAGGAUAUACAUCGUUUUAUGACGUAUUUGGACCAAUCAAUCCUUGCUGCAGCCGACAGAUAAUUAAUCAAUUAGACUAGACAGUACAUUGAAAAAUUCACUUCUUGUAAUUGUUUUGUUAUCAAACUAUAGUUUGUUAGAUAAAACCAAUACAACUUUGUCAAGCAUGUUGUUUUCUAAUGAAAUAUAUAUUUCAAUAUAUGUUAUCGACGACCACUUUGUCGUCAUACAAAUUUUAUUUUAUCUUUAAUUAUCACUUAUAAAAGACAUAAUAAGUAAUUUUCACACUAAAUUCUAACAGGAAUUACGUCAUGUUUUUUUUUUCUAAAGAAUAUAAAUGGACAUAUACAUGUGUAUUUAUACGGCUCACGGCUCAACUGGCGGGUUGUGGUCACGGAAGCUGUCGCUGCUUGAGUAAUAGGAUGUUGUUAUGGACUAUGCAGACCAUGAUGCUGUACAUUGUAUAUAUAGUGUAAAUAAAGUUAUAAAUAAAAUUUAA